Messenger RNA from Apis cerana (Asiatic honeybee), 1508 nucleotides. RefSeq lists its product as uncharacterized. The record is from RefSeq and is a predicted model, not a curated record. Gene Ontology annotation, cellular component: membrane. Lineage: Eukaryota; Metazoa; Arthropoda; Insecta; Hymenoptera; Apidae.
UGGACAUUAUUCUUUGAUCUUCCGUGGCUAACUCAAUCGAGGACCAUGAAGAGUAGUUCGAGCCUCUACUCGAAAAUACUCGUGUGGGUAUUCUAUCUGUCCGCUAUUCUUCUUCUUCUCCUUCCGUCUAGGACCGCUGCCUUGGAGGAGAAUUGCACGGAUUUCCAAGGAGCGAUCGUUCGACACGGUCUCCUUUAUGUACCAGGACCUGCGGUUUGCAGUCUCUGCGUCUGUUAUCAUUCGGAACCAAUGUGGUGUCAAUCCAUCUUCUGCACACCACCUUACAGAUGCAAGAAGUUUCGGGUCGGCGAACGAUGCUGUGAAUUCGAAUGUCUGGACGAUAUUGAUACGAAUUGGACAGGACCUGAUUUGAUUAUUGCAAAUGGUUCCACCAGGAUUCAAGAACAAGGGAUACUCUGGCUGAUGGGUUUAAUAAUGCUGUUAAGAGCGUUCUAGUUUUUUAACGAGGAUCCAGAUGGCGUCAUCGAUGGAAUUCGACCAUUAUGAAAUGUCAACGGCAAAUAUGGACCAGUAAAGGAUUAAAGAAGGUACGAUAUAAUGUGAUGAUGAAACAUCGCGUUUGUACCUGUUGAUUAUACCUCGAGAAAUAGUGUGUUAUAAUUAUAAAAGUUUCUUGCAAAUUUUUUUCAUUGCUUUUUCAUUAUGGGUUCAUUAUAAAUUAUAAAUCAAAUGGAUUUCAAUCCGAUAGGCAAGAUUAAAUUAAAUUGAAUUGAUUUAACUUGCUUCUUUAUAAUAUUUAUCUAUUUUUAUACAGAUAGACAAUUGUUAUUUACUGUUGUAGUUUUUUUUAAAUAUUAUUAUUCUUUUAAUCUUAUUUAUAUUUUAUGAUGUUUUCAUUAGGAAAUAUGCAUAUAAUGAUAUAUGCAUACUUCCUAAUUUAAAUUUUUAUGAAUUAAAUGAAUUAUUUGUUAUUCAUCAUUGAUUAAAUGAAAAUGAAAAUAUAAGAAAUUGGAUAGUAUUAAAAGUAUGAAAAUAAUAAUAAUAAUUUAUUAUAUUUUUCUCCUUGUUAAUGGUAAUAAUAAUAAUAAUAGUUUACAAAAACUGUUGACAUAUGUAGGAUAAAACUCUAUUUUAAACAUGAAACAUGGCUAUUUUGUUUAUAAAUAUUUAAUGCAUAAUAAAUUAACAAUUUACAUAAAUUAAAUGAAAUGAUUAAAAAAAACUAUUGUAAAAUAAAAAAUAGAUUAAUUAUCACAAUUAUUUCUAUGCUUAGCAAACGAUUCAUAAAGUGAUAUAAAAACAAAUUAGUAAAUUAUAUUAUUUUUAAUAUCUCUUUUAUAAUCUCUUGCUUCAUAAUUUUCUUAAUAUUAUACUUAUAUAUUUCUCGAAUUCUUUCACUGCUAUUAUGAAUGAAAAACGAUACAACACACAUAUAUUUAUUUGAAUACAAUGUAUUUUCUACUUGAAUUAUUGAUUAUAAUCUACAAUAAAAAUUUACAUUACAAAGUAAAGAGUUAAAUAAAAUUAUAUAAAUUAUAAUAAAAAAA